This is a messenger RNA of Thunnus maccoyii (southern bluefin tuna), 2155 nucleotides long. RefSeq names its product granzyme B(G,H)-like. Lineage: Eukaryota; Metazoa; Chordata; Actinopteri; Scombriformes; Scombridae. The record is from RefSeq and is a predicted model, not a curated record. The transcript has 6 exons. Gene Ontology annotation, biological process: proteolysis. Gene Ontology annotation, molecular function: serine-type endopeptidase activity. The coding region runs from base 825 to 1550 and encodes 241 amino acids.
AUACUGUUUGAAAAUACAAACAUUAUAGCAUAAAUCUAAGCACUGUGUUGCUUGUCUGUGUAUGUUUUCUAUAUAAGCACUCAAACCAUCCAAGGGUUAUGUUAGAAUGAAUAAGAUUUCAUCAAUUACAACAAGGGUAAUAACAUAGAUUACAAUUUUAUUUAGAAUACUGUACUAUAACGCUAAGGCUAAAUAGUUCUACCCUGCAAUACUCAAAUAAUGCUGUCUUUAUAUCCAUACUUUAAAUCAUCAGUACAAACUUGAAAACACAUGAAUGAAUAGGCAAUACAACAAUAGUUCAGAAAAAAAGAAAAAACAAAACAGAAAUAAUUGACAAAAUAGAAACAAAUCCUUCCCUCAUCACAACUGAUUUUAUUACUGUAAAGGAACAGGGGCAUGAAGAGGACGCCAGUGGCUUAUGUUCAGGAAAAAGGUCUAACAGUGGUUGGCACAGUAAAAGACUACAGAAAUGUUACUUACUAACUGUUGCCUGUCUCACAAUUCAGGAUUCAGAAUUUGGUGGGGAAUCAUUUUAUUUCAAAACCUUAAAGACUCAUCAAAAUAUUACUUCACUGUAAUGCCUAAUAAUUUAAUUACAGUAAUAAAAAUGUGUGUCGACUGAUCUCUGAUGAGUUUUUAAUUUUUUUUGGUAGCUAAAAGGUUUAAUGUCAUGUUACUACAAGUUUCACAAACAACACUUUCAAACCACUUCUAUGUGUUGUGUGAUCUCUGAGAGAGCCACAGCACUGAGGACAAAAUGCUCUUGAGGACGAAAUGAUCUUCAAUAAAUCUUCAAGGAAGCUCAGGUGGACUGUGAUCUCAUCAUGAAUAUCCAGUGUAAACUUGUUAUGCUGAUACUUGCGCUGACUCUUGAUGAUCAAGUUCAUACAGGGGAAAUCAUUGGAGGUCAUGAGGCUGUGGCACAUAGCAGGCCCUACAUGGUGCUUUUGGAGGGAGAGAUGCCUCGUGGUAAAACAAAACACUGUGGUGGCUUUCUUCUGAAUGAGGAUUUUGUGAUGACUGCAGCCCACUGUCAAGCCAAGUCCUACAACGUCUCACUAGGAGUUCACAAUGCCCAAAAAAAUGAUGGCCGACAGAACAUAUCUGUGGAACAAGCAUUUCCACAUGAAGACUACGAUGCAGCUGAAUACAAAAAUGACAUAAUGUUACUCAAGUUGCACUCCAAGGCAAAAUUUAGCAAAAAUGUGGAAUCCAUUGCUCUCGCAGAUCAAAGUGGUGACUCACUACCACAAUCAUGUAUUGUCUCCGGCUGGGGCAGAACGGAGAACAGCAAUAAAUAUAUGUCUCCUAAACUCAUGGAAAUCAAUGUAAAACUAAUUGAGACGUGUGUUAAAGAAAAAUCAUACUGCUCUCAGGGACACAAUGGACCUGAUGUGGGAGACUCUGGUGGUCCACUGGUCUGUGAAGAUGGAAAAGCAUACGGGGUGGUGUCCUCUGCCUUCAGUCCACCUGAAGGUGGCCCAAAAGUCUACCAUUAUGUUAAGAUUCCUGACUAUAGAAGCUGGAUUGAUACAAUUAUGAAAAAAUAAAAGAGUUCUUAUACAUGUAACACUUGAUUGACCAAAUCAAAACAUUUGAAUUUACAGUCCUGCCAUACAAAAGUUUGGAUUUCCUUGCUUUACACAGAUUUAAUCAAAAUAUGCUACAUAUGACUUUUUUUUUUUGGCAAGUUCAGUCAAACGAUAUAAAAUAUAUGAAUGUGGUUUGGUUAAUUGAAGAGAGUGACAUGUUUCUGCUUUUUAUGCUUAAGCUGUUUUUCUGCUGCAGUAGGCUACAAAAUUGAUAACUAUAGUUUCUGUCAAUGCAUUUUAGGUUAUUCUAGACACAUUACAAAUUUAAACCAAGUAUGUGGGUUUUUCGAGGCUAGACUUCAAUACACCAAUAAUGGCACACAGUAUAGGUUGGAGUGACGGGUUGGGGUACCAUUCAAAAAUUUAGACUCAGUGAUGUUUAAUCAGUGUAAAUAUCUAUUGAUACAGUAUUAGAUACAUAUGUCCUACUGCUCUUAAAUGCAUUAUAUAUAUUAAAUACAUUACUGCUUUUGCAUCUAAGUUUUGAAUUGAUGAAAUGAAAACAAAGAAUCCUGUUUUGUACCAUCUUUUUAAACAAUAAACUGUUGCUACAUGACCAAUCA